AAAAAAAUUUUCUUAAAAUAUUGCUAUAAUAAUUUCAAUAGACUCUAUUGUUAAAUUAUAUUAAUUGAAUUCUAUUUAAAACUUCAGAGAGCGGAUUUAGCCAUAGGAGACUUGACUAUAAACACUCAAAGGGAAGAAGAUGUGGACUUUACAAUGCCUUUUAUGAAUUUGGGAAUUGGUAUAUUAUUUAAAAAACCGGCUCGAAAAGAACCGACUUUAUUUUCUUUUAUGUUCCCCUUUUCGACACCUGUAUGGAUUUAUAUGGCUACAGCAUAUUUAGGAAUGACAGUUGUAGUAUAUAUCUUAGCUCGCUUGUCACCAUACGAAUGGAUAAACCCACAUCCAUGUGAAAUGUAUCCAGAUAUACUUAGCAAUCAGUUCAAUUUCUUAAAUACUUUAUGGUUUUCAAUCGGCUCACUCAUGCAACAAGGAUCUGAACUCGCACCAAGAGCAUUAUCAACGAGAAUAGCUGCUGGCUUUUGGUGGUUUUUUACUUUAAUAAUAGUAUCUACCUAUACCGCUAACUUAGCAGCUUUUCUUACAUCAGCAAGAUUGCAAUCACCAAUAAAAAACGUGCAAGAUUUAGCAAAACAAACAACAAUUCCCUAUGGCUGUUUGGAAAAAGGAUCUACUAGAACUUUUUUUAAGAAAUCAGACCAUGAGAUAUACAGAAAAAUGUCAAGAUUUAUGGAAGAAUCCGGUACUUCAGUGUUUACCAACUCUAGUGAAAUGGGUGUAGCAAGAGUUUUAAAAGGAAAUUAUGCAUUUCUCAUGGAAACUAUGUCAAUUUUAUACGAAACUGAAAGAAAAUGUGAACUGACUCAAAUCGGAGAUAAAUUAGUCGAUAUUAAUUAUGGUAUUGCUAUGCCACCAGGAUCUCCUUACGUGCCGUUAUUCUCUGAAUGCAUACUAAAUCUGCAAGAAAAUGGGACAUUAGCCCAAAUAAAGGAUAAAUGGUGGAAGACAAAGAAUAAGUGUCCAGAAGAGAAAACUUCUAUUAACAAUAACAAACUAUCCAUAACAAAUUUGGGAGGAGUAUUUGUAGUCUUAGGAAUAGGUUUAGGAUUUUCUGUGAUUGUGAUGAUUGUGGAAUUCUUCUGGAAAACAAAAAGCAUUCCUUACGAAGAAAGAAGAUGUCUAUGUAUUGAAUUCUGUCUGAGGAUCAAAGAUAUCAUAAUGUGCGGUGGAUCUACAAGAGUUAUAGAUAGAACUUCAUUAUAUGCAAUGGACGAUAGUGUGACUAGAAGUUCUCUUUUCGGCACAACUUCGGCAAAAACUACAACAUCGACUUCAUGUGCAGUAUUUGAAAUGUCAAAUGUUGAUAAAGAAAUGACAUUCCGACAUGCUGUUGAUCGCGUCAAUGCCAACAAUAGCAUACUUCUUCACACAAGACUGUCAGCUUCAGUGAAAAAAGUUACUCCGGAAGAUAUUUUAGAUGCUCGAAGAAAAAUAUGCGAAUUGCUAGAAGAAGGAGUGGCAGCUGUCCUAACUCCAACAUCGCUUUCCCUUGGUAGUCUAGUGAAACACACAUUCGAUACAUAUAAUAUUCCUCAUCUUCAAACCGGAUGGGAUUACACAAAUAAAAACUGGCUUCACUCUCUCAAUUUCCACCCAGAUUAUACGGUUGUAGCUACAGCAUACAGGAAGCUGGUAGAGAGAUGGAACUGGAAAACAUUCACAAUCCUUUACGAAGAAGAAAAUGAAUUUAAUGGCGUGACAUCCCUAGAUAUGUUUCAAUUGGAUUUUACCGAAGUAUAUAAUGGUGUAACUAAUAUAACAGGAUUUAGACUAGUUGAUCCUGAACAUCUUGAGAUAAAGCAACCUAUUAGAGAUGAAGCUGGAAAUAGAUGGCCUUGGAAGAGAAAAGAUACAGAAACAAUACUAAUUUAUGAUGCGGUGAUGAUGUUUGCCAAAAUUAUGAACGAUAAUUUUCUUAAUCAGCCAUUUUCAACUGCAUAUUUCGCGUGUGAAUAUCCUACAACGUGGUAUUAUGGUAACCAAACAACUGAUUAUAUAAAACGGAACAGUUUUCAUGGAAUCAGCGGCGAUAUAACAUUUAACAAUAAAGGAAAACGGACAAAUAUCACUUUAGAUGUUGUUCAAAUCAAAAAAGAAGGACUUAGAAGUAUAGGAAACUGGACAGGAUCAGAGAUUCUGUUGAUUGAUGAUUAUACAGAAGUUUUCGCAGAAGUGGCUGAAGUAUUAGCAAACAAAACUUUAAGGGUCACUACAAUUAUAGAAAAACCUUACGUUAUAGAAAUAGAUGACGAGACAUUAACAGGAAAUGAAAGAUUUGAAGGCUAUUGUAUCGAUCUUCUAAACGAAAUUAAAAAAGAACUAAAAUUUAAUUACAUCGUUAUUCCUGUUAAACACGGUAGACAUGGUAAAGAAAAACGACCAGGUAGCGGCCAAUGGGAUGGGAUGAUUGGAGAACUAAUAAAUAGAAAAGCGGAUAUCGCUAUUGCUGAUCUUACAAUAACCACAGAACGACAGAAAGUUGUAAACUUUUCUAAGCCGUAUAUGCAACUGGGAAUUGGAAUACUUUUCAAGAAACCCGAUAUAACUGCGCCUAAUUUAUUCUCUUUCAUGUAUCCGUUUUCAACUGAAGUGUGGAUUACAAUGGCCACGGCUUAUUUAGGUGUAACAAUCUGGAUGUAUAUUUUGGCUAGAAUUACACCACACGAAUGGUCAAAUCCCCAUCCGUGUGAACCACAUCCCAGAGAAUUAGUUAAUCAGUUUAAUCAUCCAAAUUCUUUGUGGUUUGGCAUUGGCUCCUUAAUGCAACAAGGUUCAGAAUUUGCACCAAGAGCUAUCUCAACACGAAGUCUUGCUGCUAUUUGGUGGUUUUUUACUUUAAUCAUGAUUUCUACAUAUACUGCAAACUUAGCAGCUUUCCUUACAGCGAAAAGAAUGAAAUCUCCUAUAGAAAGUGCCAAUGAUUUAGCUUCUCAAACAACCAUAUCUUAUGGAUGUUUAGAGGGAGGAUCAACAUGGAAUUUUUUUAACAAUACCGAUCAUGAUGUAUAUCGAAGAAUGUUUAGAAAUAUGGAAGAGAAUAAACCUCACGCAUAUUCGAAAUCAACACAGAAAGGGGUGGAUAGAGUGGCAAAAGGAAAUUACGCUUUUAUUAUGGAAACAACAUCUUUACGUUAUGCCAGAAAACAAAAUUGCGAGUUAACCCAGAUUGGUGAAAAAUUUGUAGAAAAGAGUUAUGGCAUCGCUUUUCCUCAGGGUUCGCCUUAUAAUACACAUUUUUCAAAAGAAAUAUUGUUACUGCAGGAAAGAGGUGUUUUAACUAAUCUGGAAGAGAAGUGGCUGGGAAAAAUUCAAGAUGGUUGUGGGGAUGAAAGUGUUUCGCCUGCAGCUGCGGAACUUAAUAUUCUAAAUGUUGGAGGAAUUUUUAUAUUAUUAGGGCUCGGUGUUGCAUUCGCUUGUAUAAUCGGUGUCGGUGAAUUCUGGUGGAAAACUAAAAAGAUACCCAUUGAAGAACGGGAUUCCGUUUUUGUGGAACUGAUAAGCAGAAUGAAAGAAAUUGUGACAGGUGCCGGAUCCACAAGAAUAAUUGAUAAAUCAUUCGACAUGGACAUCGAUGAAUUUUUUACUAAAGGAGCAUUAUUUGGUGUUCCGCCACCCAAAAAAUUUUCUAAAUAAUAAUUGUUAAGUUUUAAAAUAAAUCUAUGUUUUCCGCUGAUUCUAUUAUCAAACGUUAACUUUCUAACGUAAAUUAUAUUUUAUUUUUUCAAAUUUAUUUUACUUUAAAUGAUGUUACUUAAUGAUAAUCGAUUGUGAAUUCCUAAUGAGUUUACCUCGUAAAAUUUUUAACAGAUAAGCAAUUUAUUUGAUAAAAACAAGUUAACUAAACAAUUACGUUUUAAAUUUAUUCAAUAAUCAAAUACAAAUUGCGUAUAACAAUAUUCUAUUGCUAUAAAAAUUAACAAAAAUUUUUUUAUAACUUUUGUAUU
Molecule: messenger RNA, 3962 nt
Organism: Centruroides sculpturatus (bark scorpion)
Lineage: Eukaryota; Metazoa; Arthropoda; Arachnida; Scorpiones; Buthidae
Product: glutamate receptor ionotropic, kainate 2-like
Exons: 18
Coding region: 154-3651 (1165 amino acids)
Biological process (GO): modulation of chemical synaptic transmission; synaptic transmission, glutamatergic; monoatomic ion transport
Cellular component (GO): plasma membrane; postsynaptic membrane
Molecular function (GO): glutamate-gated receptor activity; transmitter-gated monoatomic ion channel activity involved in regulation of postsynaptic membrane potential
Source: RefSeq, a predicted model, not a curated record